UCGUUCACCUGAGUGUCUGACUGAUACAUUCCAAUUAAAGGGUCAUGUUAUGACUAAACGAGUGAACGACACAUCUCUACUUGUUUUGAGUUUUUAGUUGUUUGUUGGUUGUUUUGUUUCGUUGGUCCCACGUGCAUUCUUCUGUCAAUGACUACUCUCUACUCUAGUCUAUACUCUUGUGAUUUACAAAUCGCACAAUCGCAGUGCAGUGAAGUAAACUUACCUGGUAGUGGGUGGCGGAGCGGAAUGUGCAGACACUAAUUUCGUGGAUUUAUGGACUAUUUGGAAUAUGCAUUCAAAUAUUGUUCAAGACAUUGUCCCAACUAAAGACUAGUGUCAAUGAACAGACAAAUUGAUUAAUUUUGUAUUUAAUCAAAUUGUGUGAAUGGAAGAACCUCGAGUAAUCGUAGGAGUAAGAGGAGCUGAACUUUUGUUUUACGAUGGAUAUUGCUAUAGGAAGCGACGAUCUGACAGUGUCAAACUGGUCAGGUGGAGAUGUUCACAUUUUACGCGGUUUUCGUGUAAGGGAGCCAUGGUGACGCAAAUGCCGUACAACAACCCACGGGUACUGGAGGAACAUAACCACCCGCCCAACAACGCUGAGUUCGAAGUCACACUGUUGAGGCUGAAAAUGAGAGAUCUGGCAGCGACGAGCACAGGUACCCUAAAUUCUUUGGUGAGGAUGGUGCUGAGAGAGGCAUCACAGGAGGCCCGGAAUCUGUUGGAGCCGAUACUCGAUGGCAUCAAACGAGACCUGCGUCGACUGCGACAAAAGCUGACAUCAGGUGUUGCCAGGCAAAACAUAUCCUAUCCACAAAAAAUACAAGGAUCUGGUUGGAAAAUCGCAGCUGGAGAAAAUGAGAAAAGUACAAGUGCUUGUGUCAAAAUAGAAGAAGAAAAGGAAUUUUCUUUUGAAACUGUGUACUGCAACGAAAAUUUUCAGGAGGUAAAACUAGAAGCAGAGUACAAUGAAGCAUACGAGUCAACGGCAAGUUUUCUUUUUAAAUCUGAGUCAAGAGCAGAACCAGCUGUCAGCUACAAUACAGCUUCCAGUGAAUCUCCCGUAGAAAUUAAAUCUGAAAGCAGUAAAGAUGUGACCCAAGUGUUGGAUGUCAGCGGUUCUGUAACAUCUUCUGAACCUAUAGAGAAUCAUUCAGUUAUCACACUAGAGAGAUCUCACAACUCAACAAGUGAUUUAGACCUUUGCAGAUUGAGACACCAUGAUUCUGAACCCUCUUUUAAUGUUGAAGUUGGUGAGAAGGGUAUAGGAGCCCCUGAAACAACAGAAACCAUUGUCUUAAAACGGAGUCUUCCUGUGGACAAACCAUCUGAAAGAAUUUCUCCAUCAUCAGUCACAACGUCAGAAACUCUCUUUAACAAACCCUCAGGCCUUCCUGAUGGUCAGGAUGUUUUACAUGUCAUAUCGUUGAAGAAAAUUCCUAAAAACAGAAGACAAGCUGCCAGAGAAAAAAUUACAGAGUUAUUAGAUUUUAUUGUUCAUCAAGAUUUAGAUCCUAAGUUUUUAGAUCUAAAGAAACUAGUUAAUUAAACCGAAUUAAAUUAAACCAUUUUUAGACACCUUUA
This is a messenger RNA of Homalodisca vitripennis (glassy-winged sharpshooter), 1584 nucleotides long. RefSeq lists its product as uncharacterized. The record is from RefSeq and is a predicted model, not a curated record. The transcript has 8 exons. Bases 386 to 1549 code for a protein of 387 amino acids. Lineage: Eukaryota; Metazoa; Arthropoda; Insecta; Hemiptera; Cicadellidae.